CACAGCAUCCAGGCAGGAAGUGCCCUCAUAUCAGCUGAGUGAAGCCGUGACAGGUCGGCAGGCUGCAGUCAGAAUGGAGUGACACUGAUCGCUGAUUUUCUCCAAACCCAGUGAUGUAUCAGCGGUUGGGUGUGGAUGUGUAGGCAGUAACGCUGGGGUGCCACCCGGACUGUUUGUUGUAGAGGAUCACCAGUGAAGAUGCCUCUGGUGCCAGUAGUGCCAGAGAACCACAGUCAUGUCCUGGCAGAGUUUGACUGCCUCGAUCCACUCCUGUCCGCUCUCCGUUUAGACUCUGGCAGGCUCAAGUGUACAUGUUUGGCAGUGUCAAGGAAGUGGCUUGCGUUGGGAACAUCAGCAGGAGGGUUGCACCUGAUCCAGAAGGAGGGCUGGAAACAAAGGCUCAUCCUCACUCACAAGGAGGGUGCUAUCACUCAGGUGGCGUGUUGCCCUCAUGAUGAAGACUUUAUCGCUGUUGCAACAAGUCAGGGUCUGGUGGUGGUGUGGGAGCUGCAGUUGGAGCGGCGUGGUCGUCCAGAGAGAGUCAGUGUGUCCUGGGAGCACAGAGGUCAGGUCAUCACUGCACUCUGCUGGGACACCAGCACGCUCAGAGUUUUCGUCGGGGACACAGGAGGCAAGGUGUCCUUUCUCCGUGCUGGAUCAUCCAAGCUAGGCAAGGGGUCAGCAUUCGUUAUCUUCCCUGUUCAGACUGUUACCACUGUGGACUCCAGAGUGGUUCAGCUUGGGUACCAAGACGGCCGCCUGCUGGUGUCUUCCCUGAGCCGUUGCUACCUCUGUGACACAGAGAGGGAGAAGUUCUGGCGUGUCGGGAAUAAGGAGCGCGACGGGGAGUAUGGCGCUUGUUUCUUCCCUCAGAACAGGGGAUUAUUAGUUGGUCAGCCCCCUCUGCUGUACUCUGCCCGGCCGGGGUCUCGAAUAUGGGAGGCCAGUUUUAAUGGCGAGGUUCUGAGCACCCAUCAGUUCAAACAGUCACUGGCCUGUCCUCCUCUACCUCUCAUCACUUACAGAGAGGAGCCUCAUUACAACCCACUGCAGAAGAGCCCACAGUCAAUCGCCUUCCCUAAACUGCUGUUUUUUGGAGACCAAAACUUGCUGACCUGGACUGACUCAGCCAUUUAUAUCUUCACACCUCAGAACGGACAAGUGCUUCUGUGGACUGAAGUCAAAGACUUGGCUGAUAUCGCAGUCUACCGCAACGAGCUCUUCUGUCUCCAUGGCAGCGGACGUCUGUCCCACCUGUCCCUGUUGUCUGCUGAGCGCUGUGUUGAGCGUUUGCUGCGUAGGGAGUCCUGGCUUCUAGCUGCUGUGGUGUGCUGUAUGUUCCAGCACACAAUCACCACCAGCAGGGCCAGGAAAUCGAUUCCCAUCGACCGCCUGGAACAUCUCAAGUCCCAGCUGAGCUCCAGCACACACCUGGAGCUGAGUGGCCAGCUGGAGGAAGUCAUCACUAAACUAGAGCCUCUGGACUCUGCCUCCAGCAGCCGUAGGAGUAGCAUCUCCUCACAUGAGAGCUUCAACGUCCUGGACUGUGGAAUCUAUCGUGUGAUUAGUCGCAGAGGGAGUCAGUCAGACGAGGAGACAAGCUCCCUCAUGAAUCAGUCCGCAUCAGAGGAGGAGCGGCUCAAAGAUUUCAGUUUUGUGCAGGAGGAUGAUCAGGCGGAGCAAGAUCCACAGAGCAGUGAGCGUACGGAGGCUGAGCGAUCUGAACAAGGCCUGCAGUUCCACCUCCCGCUCUCAUUCCGCCCAAAACCCCCUCGCAUCGCACUGCAGGCCGUCAAAGACAGUGUUUCUAGUUUUGUUAAGAAGACAACAGAGAAGAUCAACACCCUCCAGAACUCUGAGCUCUGGCAACGGCCUGAAUUCAGAGAGGGCGGACAGGCUGAAAUGUCAGCCACAGCUCCAUACUCAGAGGAAAUGGACAAUGAAGUUUAUGAUGAAAUGCAGAGCACAGAGGCCGACAUGCAGGAACUUCGAUCAGCAACAGAGCGAGCUAUCUCCCAGAUCCAAGAUCCUUUGGUUCUACUGGAUCCAGUCUGCCUGGAAGAAACUCUGCUGGAGUGGCUGCCAGUGCUGGAGCGAGUACUGGGACCUGAAGAGCAGGAGUCGACUGCUGCGGACGAUUCAAACAUUGAUGGACCAGGGGAGGAGAGGUGGGAUUAUCUACAGUCCUGCUCAGAGCAACACGAUGAGUCUUCCCUCCCAUCAGAUGAACCAGCAGAGAGCAUCACAGAGGACAAGAAAGAAGAGUCUCCUGAGCUCGAAGAAAAAGAGGACCAGUGUGACUCGGCUGAGAAAGACUCUGAAGUGUCAAAUGGGAGUCCUCUCUAUCCUGUUCGAGUGAUGUCUCCCAAACCUGUACUGCCGGAUCUCCUGGCUAAUCUCACCCAGCUGGCAACGCUGUACACAGAACUGAGCUGCUUUAGAAACCAGGAGAAUGAACAAGCACUGGGGUGCACAACUUUCCUGCGCCGCUACUUCUUUCUGCUGGACCAAGAGCGUGUGAGGAGAAUGUGUCUGCUGUGUCAUCAGGAGCGGCCGGAGGUGCAGAGCUCCUUCACUGAGGCCAUGCUAGACCUCACUCAGUCCAGUAAGGUGGUGGAGGUUAUUCAGAGAGGUGAUUUGCUUCGAUCACUUCGCAGUCUGAGAGAGCUGCAGCCCUGGAGCGCACCUCCUCUCCUCGCUCAUUUACACAGGCUGUAUGAGAAGCACGGGGAGGUGGCUGUACGCUCGUUUACGCAGUUCUAUCCUACGAUCACUCCUGCUGAUGUAAUGACCAUGGCUCAGCAAAGCCACUUCCUGGCAUACCUGGAUAAUCUGGUCCAGUCACGAACUGAAGAGGACAGGUUGUCAUUUUUGCAGUCCCUUCUUGAACCAGAGUCACUGAGACAGGAUUGGUUGGAGCUGGCACUUACCCAUGAUGCCCCUCAGCACUGUGAUACCCUGACCCCUGACGGACGGCCCAGGUGGCAUUCUCAUUGUUUCAGUUGGGGUUAUGGACGCCUCCUGUCUCUCCUCAUUCGUCUUCCUACAGACCUGUCCUCCAAGCAGAAGAUGGCAGAGGCUUGCCGCAGUCACGGGUACUGGACCGGCUACAUCUACCUCUGCUGUGAGCUGCAGCGUCGCACAGAAGCGUUCUCCACCAUCUGUCAGCUAGACGACAUCAGUCUGCUGGAGGAAGCUGAUGGUGUUGAGCCUCAGUCACUGGAAGAGUGGAAGCUUUUGAUCCAGUUAUCUCAGCAGUGCAGCAGCGCAGCAGACUCAGAGCAGGUCACAGGUGUGAAUGGGAGCAGCUGGUCCAACGGCUCGGCAGACUGCGGUGAAAAGAUCAGCCCAGAGAGCCUGACCCUGAUGCUGGCUCGGACAGCCGGGCCCGACCGCGCCAUGGCAGUCCUGGAGGAGUGUGGAGUGCAGCCGGUCCUUUCGCCGCACUCCAAACUGGUCUGUGAGCUGCUGAGAGUCGCUGAAAAGAGGCAGAGAGCCAUGAUCCAGACGAUGCUAGAGCGCUGCGAUCGGUUCCUGUGGUCUCAGCACGCCUAACUAAAGAUCACCCACAGAUUGUCUACGCCAAACAACAUAACUAACACUGUAUGUAAAUCUCCCCACUAACUGCUGCUGAAGCUGCAACUUAAUUUAUGCACUGUAAUAUUUGUCAGCUGUCCAGGUGCUUAUCUUCCCAGUGAAAACAGUAUUAUGUUUCUAACUUUUUUGUCACAUCUUUUUUUAAUUAUUAAGGUUAAAUGUUUUUUGCAUGUACAGGUAAACAAAUAUCUUUAUGAACAAAAAUGACCUGUUAAUAUUUACAGUGAAAUGUUCUAACCAGGUGAUAUCAUGUGAAUAAAAGCUGUCUGUAUUUUAUUUAAA
Molecule: messenger RNA, 3879 nt
Organism: Epinephelus moara (kelp grouper)
Lineage: Eukaryota; Metazoa; Chordata; Actinopteri; Perciformes; Serranidae
Gene: hps5
Product: HPS5 biogenesis of lysosomal organelles complex 2 subunit 2
Exons: 23
Coding region: 199-3555 (1118 amino acids)
Biological process (GO): developmental pigmentation
Cellular component (GO): cytoplasm
Molecular function (GO): protein binding
Source: RefSeq, a predicted model, not a curated record